Plodia interpunctella (Indianmeal moth) is the source of this 2062-nucleotide messenger RNA. RefSeq names its product viral IAP-associated factor (gene viaf). The record is from RefSeq and is a predicted model, not a curated record. Gene Ontology annotation, biological process: protein folding. The coding region runs from base 152 to 841 and encodes 229 amino acids. Lineage: Eukaryota; Metazoa; Arthropoda; Insecta; Lepidoptera; Pyralidae. Gene Ontology annotation, cellular component: cytoplasm. The transcript is spliced from 5 exons.
UGCCUACCCCUCCGCCCUUCUUGCCUUUCCCCGCGAAUACCUACCAAGGUGUCAAGUUACAGGGGAAAAGAUUGAGAAAAUUAUUAAAAAUUACCAAAAAUCGUUAAAAUAUAAUAUUGCUAUAUCAAAUUUUGAUUAACUAAUUACAAAAAUGCAGAACCCAAACGAGGAUACAGAAUGGAACGAUGUCUUACGUGCGAAGGGAAUUAUUCCUCCGAAGGAAACGGAGGUCUCGGAGGCUGAUAUAGUGAAUAUGAUCGAGGAGACAAUUCAGCAAAAACAAGCUGAAAAGGACAAGCAGCUCUCUGAGUUAGAUUUGGAUGGUUUGGACGAGCUCGAGGACUCUGAAGACGAGGCAGUAUUAGAGGAAUACAGGCGGAAGCGUAUUGCUGAGCUCAAGAGACUGUCAGAGAAACCUCGCUUUGGUGACGUGAGAGAAGUUUCUGGCCAAGAUUAUGUACAAGAAGUCAAUAAGGCAGGGGAAGGGAUUUGGGUGGUAAUUCAUUUAUACAAACAAGGAAUCCAACAAUGCGCACUUGUAAACCAGCACAUGCGGGCACUCGCACAGAAAUAUCCGUACACAAAGUUCCUAAGGGCCUUCUACCAAACUUGUAUCCCGAACUACCCGGAGAGAAACCUGCCCAGCGUGUUUGUGUAUUUCGAGGGAGAUAUGAAGAAACAGUUUGUUGGACCGCAUGAACUCAGAGGCACCUCCCUUACUUGUGAUGAAUUGGAAUACUUACUGGGCCAAGCCGGUGCAGUCGACACGAAGAUGAAGGAGGACCCGAGACCAAAAAUUAAGGACAAAUUGUUCACAGAUCUCGGAAACAAUGACUGGUGAUGACGAAAGACAGUUUCAUAGUCAGUUUUAUUGUAAUUUGUUAUUCUGGUGUUUCAAUCAGGAAUUGUACUAAGGUUCGGGUAAUUUUGUAUGUGUAAUGUGUUUUUAGCUUGACUUAAUUCAUUUCUAUUUUGUAACUUCCACAUAAAAAAUACAUCUUAGUGGUAAACAUUGUUCUAAGAAAUAUAGGAGCUGAUAUAUGAGAUACAUAUAUUUUUGAACAAUAUAUAAUAUUUAUAUAUGUAUAAAAUUGUUAUGACAACUUAAUACUGUCUAGAAAAAUAUCUCAAGAUUUCCAAACAAUCAUGUAAAAAAUCCCUUAGUGUUGUCAGGCGUGUUUUAUCUAAAUUAUAGAACCCCUAGGUCGUAACAAUAUAGUGCUUAUAUCUUAGCUCUCAUAUACUUAGUUUAGCCUGUGUUCUUUCAAAAUAACACAUUAUGUGGGUGAGUGGCAAAAAAGGGCGAGUUUACCUAAAUUCUUUGGUAAAAAAGAUCUACACGUUACUGUAUAUUAUAUAUUGAUAUUUAUUUAUUUUUGUACAUACACUGACUGGGAAGUAAGAAAUAUUAUUUUAUUGUAGUCUUAAGUUGUUAAAGGUAAAUUAAAUUUAUUUUACCUACAUAUAGUAUUAAAGGCUAGUUAUUAUAACUAGAAUGUUGUAUUGUAUGGAACAUGUAACAUUCAUGCUUUGCAGUGGUAUGGUUGCUUGGGCCCAUAAUAAAAUAUAUUCAUAUUUAUGCAUUAAUAUUUUGCAUUUAACUUCAUUUAAAUGUAAUUAUAAGUCGUUAUGGCGUCUCUAUCAGCAGACAGUUGUAAUAUAUACACUCGAACAGAACUACUUUAUUUGAAAUUCGGUGAAAUAUAUACUUUUCAAAAUUCGGACGCAAGAUUUUGGUUAAAACUGUGUUUUGUUGUGUCGCGGUACCAAUUUACGAAACCAAUUUUAUUGAUAUAUAAAAAAGGUUUACGUACAUUAUUGUGCGUGUAAAUAAAAAAAAACUGUAUUUGGAGAAAAUAAUAUGUGUGACCGCGUUUUCUUUUCGUGUUAUAAUAAUUAUCUCACUUCGAAAUUAAACGUAUUUUGUGUUACAAAGUAUUUAAACUUACGAAUAGUUUGAUGAGAUUAUUUAAUUUUAGAUUUAAGUCUCAAUAUGUUUGUUCAGUAAUGAAAUAAAUAAGAUUUUAAUUUAUGGAACUAAUAAAAAAAAUUGGUGCUAGAU